AUGGCACCGUCACCCAUCAUCCAGGCAACGCUGCAGUCUUCCCUCUUGGCAGCCUUGUCCAAUAUCCUCGCGCAAGCCAUCACCGCAUACCGAAACAACGAAGCCGUGACCAUAGACUGGGUGCCCGUGUUCCAAUAUGUCCUCUUCGCCGUGGUGAGCACGCCGCCAAACUUUCUCUGGCAAGACUUUCUCGAGUCAACAUUUCCCGCACACCCCUCCUCCAACCCCCCCUCAAACUCCAAGAAAUCCCCAUCAUCAUCAUCAUCAUCAUCAUCAUCACAGCCUCCUCCUCCUCCCAAACUCUCCCUCGUCAACACAACCAUCAAGUUCCUCCUCGACCAGACCGUCGGCGCCGCCCUCAACACCCUCCUCUUCAGCACCUUCACCCACUCCCUGCGCCAGGCCAUGGUCCACGCCCCGCGCAUCACCAGCCUGCCCUCCGCUGCAAAGUACUGGUCCAGCGCCGGCGCCGUCGACUUCAGCCGCGUCGACUUUGGAACCGUCUGGGCUGCCGCAAAGGCCGAGUUUUGGACCCUCAUGUUUGCCGCCGCCAAGCUCUGGCCGGCCGUGUCGCUCGUCAACUUUACGCUUGUCAAGUCUGUGCAGGGGAGGAAUCUGGUGGGUGCGUUGGCGGGAGUUGCGUGGGGGGUGUAUAUCUCGUUGGCCAUGGGGAACUGA
This is a messenger RNA of Trichoderma aggressivum f. europaeum, 678 nucleotides long. RefSeq lists its product as uncharacterized. Lineage: Eukaryota; Fungi; Ascomycota; Sordariomycetes; Hypocreales; Hypocreaceae. The record is from RefSeq and is a predicted model, not a curated record. The transcript is spliced from 3 exons. The coding region runs from base 1 to 678 and encodes 225 amino acids. Gene Ontology annotation, cellular component: cytoplasm; membrane.